CCUUGGGAGCUGUCUCAGGGUUGGGGGGUGGGGGGAAAAGAUGGCGGAGCUGAUGCUCCUCAGCGAGAUUGCGGACCCGACGCGUUUCUUCACCGACAACCUGCUGAACCCGGAGGACUGGGACAGCACCUUGUAUGCUGGCUUGGAUGAAGUGGCCGAGGAGCAUGCACAGCUCUUCCGUUGCCCGGAGCAGGAUGUCCCGUUUGACAGCAGCUCCCUGGACGCGGGGAUGGAUGCCAGUCCCCCUGAGCCCCCAUGGGACCUCCUGCCUAUCCUCCCAGAUCUUCAGGUGAAGUCUGAGCCAUCCUCUCCCUGCUCUUCCUCCUCCCUCAGUUCAGAGUCCUCACAUCUCUCCACUGAGCCCUCCAGCCAGGCCCUUGGAGUAGGGGAAGUGCUACAUGUGAAGACAGAGUCAUUGACACCCCCACUAUGUCUCCUGGGAGAUGAUCCAACAUCCCCGUUUGAAACUGUCCAGAUUAAUGUGGGCCCCACCUCUGAUGAUUCCUCAGAUGUCCAGACCAAGAUAGAACCCGUUUCUCCAUCUUCCUCCAUCAACUCUGAGGCCUCCCUGCUCUCAGCGGACUCCUCCAACCAGGCUUUUAUAGGGGAGGAAGUACUGGAAGUGAAGACAGAGUCCCCAUCCCCUCCAGGGUGCCUCCUUUGGGAUGUCCCAGCCUCCUCACUUGGAGCUGUCCAGAUCAGCAUGGGUCCAUCCCCUGAUGGCUCCUCAGGCAAAGCCCUGUCCACCCGGAAACCACCACUGCAGCCCAAACCUGUGGUGCUAACCACUGUUCCGAUGCCCCCAAGAGCUGUGCCUCCCAGCACCACCGUCCUUCUGCAGCCCCUUGUCCAGCCACCUCCAGUGUCCCCAGUUGUCCUCAUCCAGGGUGCUAUUCGAGUCCAGCCUGAAGGGCCAGCUGCCCCUGUUCCACGACCUGAGAGGAAAAGCAUUGUUCCUGCUCCUACACCUGGGAACUCCUGCCCACCUGAAGUGGAUGCAAAGCUACUGAAGCGGCAGCAGCGAAUGAUUAAGAACCGGGAGUCGGCCUGCCAGUCCCGGAGAAAAAAGAAAGAGUAUCUGCAGGGACUGGAAGCUCGGCUGCAGGCGGUUCUGGCUGACAACCAGCAGCUCCGGCGGGAGAAUGCUGCCCUCCGGCGGCGGCUGGAGGCCCUGCUGACUGAGAACAGCGAGCUCAAGUUAGGGUCUGGAAACAGGAAGGUGGUCUGCAUCAUGGUCUUCCUUCUCUUCAUUGCCUUCAACUUUGGACCUGUCAGCAUCAGUGAGUCUCCUGCAGCUGCUGUCUCUCCUUGGAUGAGCAGGGAGGAGCCUCGACCCCGGAGACACUUGCUGGAGUUCUCAGAGCAAGAGCCAGUUCAUGGAGUUGAACCUCUCUUGGGGUCCUUCCAAAGCCAAGAGGAAGCCCAGUCUAACCUUGCAGAUGGGCCCAGUUUCAGGAACCUGACCGCCUUCCCGGGGGGUGCCAAGGAGCUACUAUUGAGAGACCUAGACCAGCUCUUCCUCUCCUCUGAUUGCCGGCACUUCAACCGAACUGAGUCCCUGAGGCUUGCCGACGAGCUGAGUGGCUGGGUCCAGCGCCACCAGACAGGCCGGCGGAAGACCCCUCAGAAGGCCCAGGAGAGACAGAAGUCUCAGCUACGGAAGAAGUCAGCUCCAGUUAAGGCAGUCCCCACCCAACCCCCUGGGUCCCCAGAAAGGGAUUCUGUGGGCCAGCUGCAGCUAUAUCGCCACCCAGACCGUUCACAGCCAGAGUUCUUGGAUGCAAUAGACCGACGGGAAGACACAUUUUAUGUUGUCUCCUUCCGAAGGGACCACUUGCUGCUUCCAGCCAUCAGCCACAACAAGACCUCUCGGCCCAAGAUGUCCCUGGUGAUGCCUGCCAUGGCCCCCAAUGAGACUCUGUCAGGCCGGGGGCCCCCGGGGGACUAUGAGGAGAUGAUGCAGAUCGAGUGUGAGGUCAUGGACACCAGGGUGAUUCACAUCAAGACUUCCACGGUGCCCCCUUCACUUCGAAAACAGCCGUCCCCGACCCCAGGCAAUGCCACAGGUGGCCCCUUGCCAGCAUCUGCAGCCAGCCCGGCCCACCAGGCCUCCCACCAGUCCCUCUACCUCAAUCAUCCCUGACUUGUGCCACUCACACUGACUUAGAACUGGGGGGAGGACACAGGGUGACCAAGUGGGCCUGUUCUGAACUUCCCUGAUACCCGGGCUUGGGGCAACUGGUAAAGGAAAGACAGGGUGUGGGGCUUAAGCACUUAUUUGAGGUGGGGGAGUUGAUAUUUCUCUUCUCACCCCUCUUCAGAAUAUAGUGUUCCUCUCAUUCCUAUGAACCCCCAGUCCCUGCUUCUUUCUUUAAUGGUAUUGAGUGAGGUUCAGUUUUGGGGUGGGUGGGCUCCUUCAUACUCUUUAUUCUUUUGUUUCUUUGUUUGAUGGGUGGAGGUGGGAAUUUAGUCCCCAGGUGGGACAAGGGAAGUUUUUACAUUUUGCAGCUAGUUACUGGGAGCAAGGAGGGCGGUUUAGGGAGAUCAGGUUUAUGUGUGUGCAUAUCUUCUUUUUUAUUAUUAAAUAAACAACUUGGAGGGAGUUGAAGGAA
Molecule: messenger RNA, 2612 nt
Organism: Carlito syrichta (Philippine tarsier)
Lineage: Eukaryota; Metazoa; Chordata; Mammalia; Primates; Tarsiidae
Gene: ATF6B
Product: activating transcription factor 6 beta
Exons: 18
Coding region: 41-2143 (700 amino acids)
Biological process (GO): endoplasmic reticulum unfolded protein response; regulation of transcription by RNA polymerase II
Cellular component (GO): nucleus
Molecular function (GO): DNA-binding transcription factor activity, RNA polymerase II-specific; RNA polymerase II cis-regulatory region sequence-specific DNA binding
Source: RefSeq, a predicted model, not a curated record